GUGAUUGAUGGCAAAGGAUGCCUUAAGCGGGAUAGGGCUGGGAGGAACCGGGCACCAAGAGGGAAAGGGAAGAGGGACAAAGGGACUAUGGGACCCUUAGCAUAAAGCCAACCCAUGAAAAUGACCUUCGCGUUUGAGAUUUGGAGUGUGGAUGAGGAAAUGGAGUGCAAUCUUGCCAAAGGAAAUGUGACGUUGAUGAUGAUGGUAUUGAUGACGACCACCUUUGAUGAUAAUCUUGAUGAUGAUGAUGAUGAUGAUGAUGGUGAUGACGAUGAUGAUGAUGAUAACGCAACUGAUGGUGUUGAUGACGAGCUAACCUUAAGAAUGCUAUGAAACUUGUUCGCGCCUAUGAUCGUGCUCACCAUAUAUCCUAGAUACAUAAUAUAACUCAAACCCUAAACCCUUGCAUAAACCCCGCCUUGACCCCGCCAAAACCCCGCAUUCCUGCCCUACACACAUCCCUGUACCCAGCGAAGCCCUUGCCUCUUGAACCCCCCCCUGUCUGAUCCGCUCUUGCCUCCGCUUUGCCCCGUUCUCCCAUCUGUCCUCCGCCACAUCCUUGUCUCUCUUGUCCAAGUUCUGUAUGCGCCCCCUGCACGUCGCCGGAGAUAAUGGAUCUAAUGGCAAGCGCACGAGGACGAUGGCAUGCUGCAGCCCAAUACGAGGAGAUAAGACAGCUGGUUGGCAACCAUGCUGUUUCCUUUGCCCGACACCUUGGACUCGCAGACUUCCGGAGCAGCAUCUCUGACAUGGACAUCAAGAUCAGUCUGCGACCUGCUAUCCGGAUCAGACCU
This is a messenger RNA of Chara braunii, 794 nucleotides long. NCBI's taxonomy places the organism in Eukaryota, Viridiplantae, Streptophyta, Charophyceae, Charales, Characeae. The record is from the annotation of a GenBank genome assembly.